AUGGAGGCUUUCACGUAUUUUAUUGCAGAGAAGCUGAAUACAGAAGCGGUGGUUAUCCGUCUUAUUCUCUCAAUACUUAUGGGUUAUCCUAUCGCUUCCUUAUAUAACAUGCGAUCAGGUUCUUGGAGGGUUUUCUAUCGACACCUUUACUUGUUUGCAUGUGGUGUUACUUUAUUUCUAUGGAAUUUCGGUUUUGAUAUCGUGCAUAUGUUCAUUGGGAUAUUUACUACAAUGAUUGUUAAUUACUGUUUCGCGCAUUCAAAAGUGGCAGUUAUCUUCGCUUUUGUGUUUAAUAUGGCAUAUUUGGUAAUUGGUUCACAUAUAUGUAAUCGUGGUACUUAUGAUAUUAAUUGGACAAUGCCCUACUGUAUCCUAUGCUUGAGAUUGAUUGGAUUGUCAUGGGAUCUUUACGAUGCAUCUAAACCAGAGGCACAACGUUCAGCUUCUCAGAAAAAGUCUGCUUUAGCUAAAUUUCCAGGAGUAAUGGAAACACUGGCCUUUUGUUUUACACCAACAGCUUUUCUUACUGGACCUCAGUUUCCAAUGCGACAUUUUCAAGCAUUUAUCGAUGGAACAUUGCGACCGAGUAUUGUCCUCCGAAAUCGAACCUUUAAGGACCGUUUCAUUUAUAAUGUAAAGGUUCAACGAACAUUGGGUCGUUUUAUAAUGGGAUUUAUUGGGAUAAUUAUCUUAUCAAGGCUGUUGACAGUUUAUCCUGCUGACACGUUGUUAACUGAUGAGUUUAGAAAUGAAUGGAGUUUCUUCUCUCGCCUGUUCUACAUGAUGGUGUUUGUACAGUUGGUACUGUUACGUUAUGUAUCGAUCUGGUUAAUUGCUGAGGGUUCAUGUGUCCUACUUGGUCUUGGAUGUACUGGUUUUGUUCAUAUACGAUGCAAAGGUCUAGAUCAACUUCCCGACAUGAAGUCAACAACAAACAAAGAUACUAAAAUACCAACACGUGAUGGUCCUGUUUUAAAACGUCGAGAUUCAGCUGUUGAAUGGUCUGUUGCAGAUAAUCGGAUUAAAUCACUCGCAGAGUUGUAUGAUCCUACACAGGUUGAAGUACGUGAAGCACCACAUACAGCAUGUGCGAAUAUUUCACUGGCACGAUUUCUUCUGGCAACAAAUACUGAUGAUCUAGUCGCUGGAUUUAACAUUAAUACAAAUAAAUGGGUUUUAGAAUAUGUUUAUAAACGUUUACGUUUCUUGGGUAAUAAAAAUUUAUCUCAACUGUUGACAUUACUAUUUCUGGCACUUUGGCAUGGGACUUAUAGUGGGUAUUACAUCAAUUUCAGUGUGGAGCUAUUAGUUGUGAUCGUUGAAAAAGAUUUUUUGACAAUAUUGAAAAACUCCAAGUACAAUCACUUUUUGUAUAAAACAAUACCUGGUCGUAUUAUCAGUAGUAUAAUUGGUAAACUGCAUGUCUAUUUCCUUUUGGCAACUCCACUGGUAGCCUUCUAUUUAUUACAAUUUCAUCUAUGGUAUCCUGUUCUAAAAUCCACUUAUUUCGUUGGCUUCUGGUAUAUAUUUUGGCCAUUGAUUCGAUCAUUUGUGAAGAUUCUUUUACCAUCGUCGUCGUCAUCUCAAUCAUUGAAGACAUCAUCUAUGGCAAAUGGCAAUCUUGACAUGUCUAAGAGUAAAUUAUUAUCUUCUCUAAAAGAACAAUAA
Molecule: messenger RNA, 1668 nt
Organism: Trichobilharzia regenti
Lineage: Eukaryota; Metazoa; Platyhelminthes; Trematoda; Strigeidida; Schistosomatidae
Source: the annotation of a GenBank genome assembly